Molecule: messenger RNA, 4346 nt
Organism: Closterium sp. NIES-67
Lineage: Eukaryota; Viridiplantae; Streptophyta; Zygnematophyceae; Desmidiales; Closteriaceae
Source: the annotation of a GenBank genome assembly
UACCAAAUCUCUCUCCGCGUACCGCCGGCUGGCUAGGACUUCCCCCAGCCCAAUUGUAUCGUUUUCUUGCCGGGACACACCACACCACACCAUACCGUUUCAAGCAGUACUACAGCCGCUCUAAGAAGACUGCAGCAGUCCUCGGUCUUGCGUGAGUGGCCAGCCAUGGUCGUCCAAGGACGACACGCUGGGUUGUUGGCCAGCCAUGGUCGUAGCAGGGGAUCACGUUGGGGGCAAGUCCGCUCCGCGGUGCGUGUCGAACAUACCUAGUGUCCCCCUUGUUCGGAUGCAGUUCGAUUUCCACGGUUCAGCAUGGUCGGGAACGGUUCUCGCAAUUCACCGUGGGUCACCGCUCACCAGGCCGGACCGGUUGAAAUGAACUUAAGCCAAUUUUGAGAGCCGAGCUCGUGAGAGGAGCGCGAGUGCUUCCCUCCGACCUCUCCCUCCCUUCCUCCGCUGACUGAUAUUCUUUUCAGCCAUCGCCAGUGCGCGACGAUUGUCUGUCAGUGCUUGGGCUACUCCGAAGUCAGCUUCUAGUAGCGUCUCUUCCCACUCAUCCUAUCUCCGGAGCCGGUCCCACCAAGGCCGCACAACUUCCGGCGGUUGUUGCGCGAAGCUACACUACUACUAGGAGUACAGAUGCCGCCGCCAAAGUCGGCCGCGAUGCAGCGCCGAACAUGGCUCGCGGCAUUCGCCGCGGCGCUUUGGCUUGCCACGCCCGCCGUCUCCUCGUGCCACGCGGCAAACGUACCGAUCCAUGCAUCUCAAGCCGUGUUUCUCAGCGACUGCCAGAAGGCAUGGGGGACGACGAUCCCAGGGUGGUCCCAGGGAGCCAGCUGUAGCGCUGCUGAAGGUCUCACGUGUGACCCGUCGGGCAUGAUUACCGCCAUGGGAAUGGUUUCCGUAAGCAUUUCUGGUGCUAUUCCUGACAGCAUCUCCUCACUCACUGCACUGACAAAGCUAAAUCUGGCAAAUAAUAAACUUUCCGGAUCUAUUCCAGCUGAAGUUGGAAACCUCCCUGCAUUGCAGUACCUAGUCCUGACGAGUAAUCAGCUUACUGGACCCAUCCCGGCUCCCAUCAGAAAUCUCGCCAACUUGAAAAACCUAUCUCUGAAUGACAAUCAGCUGAGUGGGCCCAUUCCAAAUGGAUUUAGCAACCUUACCAGCUUGGGCAUACUAGAUCUGUCUGCGAAUCAGCUUUCCGGGCCCGUCCCAGCUGGAAUUGGAAACCUCGCUAUCUUGGGAGCGCUUUCCUUGGCGUCCAACUUGUUGAGUGGCUCCAUUCCCAACAGCAUCACCUCACUCAAUCAGCUCUCCAUUCUAGAUCUGUCUGAGAAUCAGCUUUCCGGGCCCAUCCCACCUGGAAUUGGAAACCUCACGAACUUGGGGGCGCUUUCCUUGGCGUCCAACUUGUUGAGUGGCUCCAUUCCCAACAGCAUCACCUCACUCAAUCAGCUCACCCUUGUAUUUCUGUAUAAGAAUAAGCUUACCGGGCCCAUCCCAGUUGGAAUGGGAAACCUCGUUAACUUGAAGGGACUGUAUCUUUGGGAGAACUCGUUAACUGGCUCCAUUCCCAACAGCAUCACCUCGCUCACUAUGCUCUCCGAUCUUGUUCUGUUGGGGAAUCAGCUUUCUGGGCCCAUCCCAGCUGGAAUUGGAAUCCUCACUAACUUGGCCUCGCUUGAUUUGUAUGAUAACCAGCUCAGUGGCUCAAUCCCUGCUAGUAUCAGCUCACUUGCCUGGCUGACAAACCUACGUAUUGGUAGGAAUCUGCUCACAGGCUCAAUUCCUGCUGGGAUCAGCAGUUUUACAAACCUGGAUUCCAUAGGCUUUCAAGAAAAUCAGCUCUCGGGGUCAAUCCCUGCUGAAAUCGGCAGUCUUUCAAAUUUGACAGCCCUGAGUCUUUGCCCGAAUCAGCUCACUGGCUCGAUCCCUGCUGCAAUCAGCAACUUUACACGUCUUCAAUUCCUGCGCAUACAAAGUUGUCAGGUGUCUGGCUCAAUUCCUGCUGCAAUCGGCUCUCUGAAAUCCCUGCAAUUGAUGUAUCUCGGAGACAUUCAGCUCAGCGGCUCUAUUCCUGCUACUAUUUCCUCGUUGUCAGGAACUUUGGGCUUACUGGAUCUCUCAAACAACUCGUUGACUGGUUCCCUUCCCGACAGCAUCACCUUGCUCACUCGGCUCUCCUAGCUAUCUGUUGCAAGGAAUCAGCUUAUUGGGGCCAUCCCUUCUGGAAUUGGAAACCUCUAUAUGCUGACCUCGCUGGAUCUCUCGUCCAACAGUAUCACCGGCUCCAUUCCCAGCAGCAUCACCUCGCUCACUCAACUCGUUUCUCUAAAUAUAGGUGGGAAUCACUUGGAUGGAUACAUUCCAGACUCUCUUGACUCGAUGGUCGUGUUGGAGAAUCUAAAUAUGAGUGGAAGCCACUUGAAAGGGUCCAUUCCAACUACUCUUUGCAACAUGGGCAGCUUGAAGUCUCUGUACAUGAAUGAUAACCAGCUCACUGGGGGCAUUCCGGGCUUCAUCAACCCAAUGAAUCUGACUGAACUGGUGUUGAGUGGGAAUCAGCUGAGUGGGCUCAUCCCCCCCUCUAUUACCUUCUGCAAACAGCUUCAACGUCUGUGGCUCGACAACAAUUCACUGAGUGGGAUCCUUCCAGACUCUCUUGAGAUCAUGUCUCAGCUUACCUCCUUGAGAAUCAAUGACACUAGUCUCAGUGGAACAUUGCCAACGUUUCUUGGGAGUUUCAGUUCCCUCGAUUCACUCAACAUCAGCGGCACAAACCUCACGUGCCCACCGGACUACAUCGCCUGUGGACCAACACAGUCGCCUCAGACAGCCUUCUGUCGAACGUGCCCUUCCUUCUGCAGCACUUGUGGCAAACCAUCACCAGCCACAAACAGCAGCAGCGAGUCAUCUUCAUCAGCAGCAGCAUCUGGGGGUGGAGGUGUAUCGGUGGGAGUCAUCAUUGGCAUUGCCGUUGCGGCUGGGGUCAUUCUCCUACUUAUCAUUGUCGUACUGCUCUACUUCAGGCAGAAGAUGCAGCAGAAGAAGAAGGGCCUGGGUACCAGCCUGGCCGCUGCACACUGCACGGAGUUCUCUCUGGAUGAGGUCCUCAAGGCCACCAAUGACUGGUCGGAGGACAACCAGCUCGGCGCAGGUGCCUUUGGUGAUGUCUACAAGGGCGUGUCUCCCCGUGAUGGCACCACAGUGUGGGCUGUGAAGCGAGCCAAGCUGAUAGAUGUGGACUUCCAGAGGGAGAUCCUCCAAAUGGCCGACAAGAACCAUCCCAACAUUGUGCGGCUGCUCGGGUUUGCGGUUGGAGGGGACGUGAGGUCGAAAAUCGAGCAGAUCUUGAUCUACGAGUUUGUGUCCAAUGGCGAUCUCCACAAGUGGAUUGAUCGCGAUGCAUCCAAUCCUCUAAGCUUCAAGCAGCGGCUGGACAUUCUCAUUGGAAUUGCACGCGGCUUUGAGUACCUCCACAGCUUCGACAUUGUCCAUCGCGACAUCAAGCCGGCAAACAUCCUCAUUACUGCUGACAUGCAGGCCAAGAUUGCAGACUUUGGGCUUGUGAGGGCGGGAGAGGGCACCACAGUGGGCGCUACUCGAGUCAUGGGAACGCCGGGCUAUCUGGAUCCAGUUUACUCCAGGACGUCACUGGCAACUUCUGCCAGCGAUGUCUACAGCUUCGGUGUGCUCAUGCUUGUGGUCCUCACGGGGGAGGCUCCAAUUAUUGAGUCGGCUGGAGAAACCAGGCAGAUCACUUCGUGGGCAUCCGAGUGUGAGGCCUUGGGUGACUUGAAGAGCCUCACUGACUCCAGAAUAGAGGCCCCUGGGGACGCUGUGCUGCGUGUGACUCAGCUGGCGAUCAGCUGCACUGUGGAGCGCACUGCAAGCCGGCCAAGCAUGGCUCACAUUGCCAACGAGCUGAAGGCCAUCCGGGAUGAGGUGGCGGGGAAGGAUGAGCUGAGCGCUGCGGUUAAGGUGGAUGCGCAGGUGCAGGAGAUGAAGGAGGCAUUUGGAGAUGUGGAUGCGUUUGAGGAGUCACUCAAGAUGAUUGGGGAGAGCUUCUCCAACGAAAACCAUGUUUGAAUUCGUUAAGGGUGUGAUACUAUAGUGGAAGCCGGCUUCAGAUUUCUCUGCUUGCCUUCUUGUUCUACGAGGUGUUUUAUUUUGUUGGCAUCUUGUCAUCUUAUAGUAUUGAUCAGGACCUCAAAUAUCAGGGUAAUGUUAGAAUAGCAGAAAUGAUUGAAAUGAGAAGUACAGAAUGGUUUUGACCUAGUGAGUUGUACUCCCUAAGGCAUGCCCCUAUCUAGGCUAUAUGAACCAGGCCCUCAGAUUCGUUUUAG